AUGGAUUGGAUUCUUAGUUUGAAGGUGGAUCAGAGAGGAUUCGUCUCGGAAGCUGACAGAGAGGAAUUUUUCAGACGACAGUUCAGAAUACCAGAAAAUACAACAUGUUUUGAGUGUGGAUUUUCAAACCCGAAAUGGUUAUCAUUGUCAUUUGCAAUUUAUUUGUGUUUAAACUGCUCCGGAAGGCACAGACAACUAGGCUCACAUAUAUCUUUUGUUAGGUCUGUAGAUAUGGAUAGAUUCAUGAGGGAUCAGCUGAUAAGAUUACAUGUAGGAGGAAACCAGAAAUUCAACGCAUACUUAAGUUCAGAAAAUUUGUUACAAAAACCCACAGAUUAUGAUAACUCUAAGGUUUUGUCAUACUCAUACACUCUAGAUGACGAAGUCGCUAAAGCUCGAGGUGAAAAAGUACCAGAAGACGAAUCUCCAACAAAAGAAGAUGAAUCGCCAAAUUUAGAUCCUGAACAAAUGCAAAAUCUUCUUCAAUCGGAUCAAUACUCAUUUGCUGAUUUGGAAAAGCUAAUUAAUGAGCUAAGUCUUCAGAGCUCACUUAAAGAUGACGCUGAGAAGUUUGCCGACCUAAAGAAUCUUGAUUUCAGUGAUCUGGGUAAUUUAGAAAUACCUUCGUUUGACCCUAGUGUUUCUAGCUCAGCUAAAGCGCCUGAACAAGGAAAUACAAGUGAUAACUUUGACUUUAGCAAGUUCGAUCCAUCAAAUUUUGAUCCGGCUAAUUUCAAUUUUGAAAAUUUCUCAGAAUUUGCAUCUAAUGUUCAAAUUCCAAACACCUUAGAUACUAAUGACGCUUUCUUGAACAUGGACUUCCCAAACGAAGUGCCAUCCACAAGCUCUUUUAACCAAGUUCCAAACAGUAAUUUAGGAACUAAUAAGAGUUCUGGCUCCAGGAGAAAAAGGUCCGCAAAUAACAAGUUCUCAUCGAAGGCUGAUGAUUUCGAUUUCGAAACCUUCGAAAAGGAAAAUAACCUUGAAUCUGCAUUUCCCGGUCCCUCACUUCAUGGAGAUGGAGAUGUAGUUGGAGAUGAUCCUUUAGCCUCUUUUGUUUCUCCUCAAUCAGCUUCUCCCAACCAAUCAAGUUCAUUUCCUUUCUCAAAGUCACCUCCUCUUUCAUCUACUAUGCCUUCAACUAUACCAUUUCCAGGUGGUACUCAGAAUCCAUUACAAUCCACUCCUCUGACAGUAGGUGGCACCAGUCCUUUGGAUGGCAGUGUUCCUAACGCCUUUUUAAACAAUGAAUUUUUACAAGCUGUCAACUCACAAAGUCCCCCUGAUUUAUCAAAGUUUGAAGGGAAAUCUUCAAUUUCAUCAGACGCCUUCUUCGGCGCCAAUAAUCCUCAGGGUUUCUCUCCCACCCAGUUCAAUCCCGAAACUAUGGCUUUUAGCUCAGACGAAUAUUUCGGCAAACCCAGACCUCCAAACCUUCAUUAUGUUCCAACCAUAGAGGAACAAGCUCUUCAGAAUUUGAAUGAGCUUAGAGAAAAUUUAGUGAACGCCAUCAGUAAGGGCGGAGCACUAUUGGAGAAGGCAAAGCAGUGGCUCAACACCAACCAGUUUUAG
Messenger RNA from Theileria annulata, 1572 nucleotides. RefSeq names its product ADP-ribosylation factor (ARF) GTP-ase activating protein, putative. NCBI's taxonomy places the organism in Eukaryota, Apicomplexa, Aconoidasida, Piroplasmida, Theileriidae. Bases 1 to 1572 code for a protein of 523 amino acids. Gene Ontology annotation, biological process: COPI coating of Golgi vesicle. The record is from RefSeq and is a predicted model, not a curated record. The transcript has a single exon. Gene Ontology annotation, molecular function: GTPase activator activity.